GUCGCCCCCAGUCCAACCCGCACACUCCACGAUGGCCUCGAAACUGGUACCAUUCGCCUGCCGCAGCACCUCGCGUGCCCUGCGUGUUCAGCGCCCCCAAUGGCGCGCUUUCAGCGUUUCCCGACCUGCGCGAAGCGACAACCUCAUGAUUCACCGCGACACACCAGAGAACAACCCGUCGAUUCCCUUCAAGUUCACCGAACAGAAUGAGCAGCUCAUCAAGGAGAUUGUCUCGCGAUACCCCUCCAACUACAAGAAGGCCGCCGUCAUGCCCCUUCUCGAUCUCGGACAGCGACAGCACGGAUUCACCAGCAUCAGCGUCAUGAACGAGGUUGCGCGGAUAUUGGAGAUGCCUCCUAUGCGUGUAUACGAGGUUGCGACCUUCUACACCAUGUACAACAGGACCCCUGUGGGCAAGUACCACGUCCAGGUCUGCACAACGACUCCCUGCAUGCUCCGAAACAGCGACUCCGUCAUGAAGGCCUGCGAGGACACCCUGGGCAUCCACCAUGGCCAGACCAGCAAGGAUGGCCUUUUCACCAUGACAGAGGUCGAAUGCCUUGGCGCCUGCGCAAACGCCCCCAUGAUCCAGAUCAAUGACGACUUCUACGAGGACCUGACCUACGAGACCACUCAAUCGCUGCUCAACGCCCUCAAGCACGCUACCGAGACCACCGGUGCACAGCCCGGCGGUCCCGGUCUUGCCAGCGGAAGCGGCGCGGACCAGGGCAGCAAGGGCGAGGCUGCGCUCAACUCGCAGGGCCGAGGAUACGCGGCUGGAGGCGUCAAGGUCCCAUCUCCCGGUCCCUUGAGCGGAAGGAAGAGCUGUGAGCCGGCUGGCGGUUUGACAACGCUGAAUGGCGAGUUCUGGGGCAACGAGACUUUGAGGAAGGAUGGUGCUCUUUAACUGAGCGUGUAGACAUGUGUGCUUGUCUCUUUUCUCGGGAUCUGAAGUCAUUGCACCAGGUGGCUGAUCGCUCAAUGGCUCUGUAGAUUACUCAAUACCAUUUCCUUCAAGUCAACG
Macroventuria anomochaeta is the source of this 1024-nucleotide messenger RNA. RefSeq lists its product as uncharacterized. Bases 32 to 907 code for a protein of 291 amino acids. Gene Ontology annotation, molecular function: NADH dehydrogenase activity. The transcript is spliced from 3 exons. Lineage: Eukaryota; Fungi; Ascomycota; Dothideomycetes; Pleosporales; Didymellaceae. The record is from RefSeq and is a predicted model, not a curated record.